GGAGAGGUCCCUGGUGAGGGUGCAUUGAAGACUUUUUCAUCGGACUCGGGCUGACUAGGCUUCGGUUCCAAAAGGAGAAGCUUCAGGCAACCAAAGAUAAAGAGGACACCCGAGCCGCCGAACUCUCCCAGUUCCAGAGUAGGAAUAUCUGCAAUCACCUGAUCGUCACCGGCACCGGCACCGGGCAGCGAAAGACCGAAAACGGGAAUGGGAGGAGCCAAUUCCAGCGAGGCGGUGGAUAUAUCCUCGAACUCCGCAUUAUUCAAUAAUCAAGAACUCAAGGCACUUAAGUCUGCUUAUGAAUCGGGUGGGAUGAAAAACGUUGCAAUUCUGAUCCAGCAGAAGUUUAAAAUGUUGGAGGGCACCAAGCUUCACAUCGCAGUGACAGGAGAAUCGGGUACAGGGAAAUCCAGUUUCAUUAACUCUAUGAGAGGGCUAAGGAGGUCUGACGAGGGCGCGGCUGAAACUGGGAAUAUAGAAACCACAAUGCAACGCACCGAAUACAAGCAUCCCAGCUUCCCGAAUGUUUCCUUCUGGGACUUGCCGGGUGUUGGAACAAUUACAUUUCCAAUGGAUGAAUAUCCGACUAAAAUGAAAUUUGAAGAAUACGACUUUUUUAUCAUUAUCUCAGGAAAUCGAUUCACUAAAAAUGAUGCCAAUCUCGCCGAGGAGGUUAAAAAAAUGGGGAAGAAUUUCUACUUUGUUCGAUCACAAAUCGACAACGACCUUCGUGCUCAUCAACACAACUGUGAUGAGGCUGAUUGCAAGGCAGAACUGGUCAAGAUCAGAAAUUACUGCAUUAAAUGUUUAAAAGAAGCAGGCAUUUUACAACCAAAAGUUUUCCUGGUGUCAAGCUUUCAAGUGAAUGAAUUCGAUUUUCCAAAAUUGAUGGAAACUCUUGCAAACAACCUAGAUAAUGUAAAACGAGACCUUUUACUGAUAUCGCUUCAAAGCACAACAGAGAAUAUUCUGGAGUGCAAAAGAGAUCAGCUGAAGAAACGAAUCUGGAUGUUGGCAGCAACUGCAGGAAUAGUAGGAAUAAUGCCAAUUCCUGGAAUGGACAUUGACUGUAACCUUGGGAUACUCGUCACAGCAAUUGUGGAAUUCCGUAAAUGUCUGGGCCUGGAUGCUGCCUCUAUUCAAAGUCUAGCCGAUGCGACCGAGAAUCCUGUGAGUGUUCUGAGUGCAGAAGUAAAUACCCAUCUCGCGGGUGAAAUAGACAUUGAAUUUGUAAAAAACAAGUUGCAGAAUACCAAGUUACAAUCUGCGGUGGCCGUUGCUAGAUUCAUACCAGUCCUUGGUUCCAUGUUUGCGGCUGGAUCAUCAUUUGCAAUGAUUUACAAGCUGCUGAACGAUGUACUGGAUGAGCUUGUGGAGAAUGCACGGGGUGUGAUGAAGAUUGCUUUUAAAUCUCCUUAAAAUUAUGCACAUUGAACGAAUGACCCAUCGAGUUCUUGUAAAUCAUUAGAAAUUCAAGAAAAAAAGAGAAAUGUGAUCCCCCACAUUUUCAGGACAUCCCAAAUUAUUUCGCAGCUGAUGAAAUAUUCUGAAGCUCAUUCGCUGUUGUAACCUUGGCAGCCACUGCAGGAAGAUUGUACACAAUAAGCCGCUAGAGAAUAGCCGAUAAGGUAGAUGACCAGAGGAACUACUUCUCAUAAAUGUUAGCGAAAACACUGGAAGCUUGUCCCUGCCUUACUUCUAAUGGAACAGAGCCUCCGUUCAUCAGUCAGGUGAAGGGAGCCACAACAUUUGAUAAUGGAGGCCCCAUGCGUUUUUCCCUCAGUGUGAGCAUGCGCGAUGGGCUCAGAUUUCUGGAACUGCAGACAUUUUGCAACAAACAUUACUUGUUUCCCCUCCAUUUCUUUCUACGAAUUUUAUUCUCUUACUGAUUUCUUUCGUUAUUCCCAGUCAGUUACGCAACUGGCUCUUCAGCUGACGGGAGCUUUAAUUAUAGUCAACAUUUUCUUGCAAUAAGGAGAUCUUCAUUUGGGCAAUUUUGGAAUUGGAAAGAUCCUACAAGUCAUUAUGCAGUUUUCUCUGGCUAUUGGUUGACCUCGCCUUGAUUUGGGGCAAAUGAAAGCCACAGUACAUCUCACUGGACUCAAAUUUUAUUCCACCCACUGCAGGGCAGGUGCCAUGAUGCUUGAGCUUCAAUGUAAAUGUCUCGUUUCCCUGCAUUGAUCCUGUCCGAAGAUGAACUAGAAAUCUUAACAACACAGUCGUGAAAGGAGGGAGCGGGAGCCGGAGUUUACUGACACUUUCAUUCCAACUGACAUAGUGUCAAGAUAUUUACUAAAUAUGUUGGACAAUGUAACACAACGAAAUUUUCACUCUUGGAAACGAAACUGCUUUUAACUCCUUGAAUAAGAUCAUUCGACGAUAGAAUCUAUGGCAGUUAGCAGAACAAUCCAAUUCACCAUCGAUUUUCCCUGCAAACAAUUCUCUCAAUAUGUAAGUUAACUCUCUCCCACCAGCUCACUCCCAGAGAUCUAUCGCUCAACUAUUCGGUAGCUAUCUACAGUGAUCGUAAAUGAUCAAAGCACAUGUAUUUGGGGUAUAAGAGGAAACUGAAACACCAGGUGAAUGUUGUACAGUAACAAGGAGAGCAGGCAAACAACAGUAGAGGCCCAAGUUAUCAUCGGUACAUUCACUGAAACAUUCUAGAGAAUGGGCCUUAAAAAAUCUUCGAAAGACAUGUCAUCUGUCAACCUGCUUCCGUUGUACAACAAUGUUUUCUGAUAACACAGAUCCAUGAAGAAAGUUCGAUAAAAUGGACCAACUUAUAUGUCUUCGGAGAUCCCUUUCUGAGAAGGCAGACGUUGAUGACAAAGUUCUGAAUGACCUUCAGAUCCUUCAUUUGAGGUAAAAGGCAUUUGAUGCCGAAUAUCUCCGCUCUUGGUAACAAAGCAUAUAGUGUAUCCGCCAGGGGCGAUUUUAGCCCUUCAAUACAUAUCUCAUGAAAAUCAACCGAAGAUGUCGCCAUAAAACUCGGCAAAACAUGGCAAGGAGAAGCCAAUUGACAUCAAAGUCUUCUCUCAGGUCAGCAUCCCCAGUAUUGAGGCCUCAUUUGCUCCAGGUUGGCUGAACUGGGCAGACCAUGUCACUCAGUGAUGUGCAAGCCUGACACCAGAGUUCCGAAACAGAUAAUUUGCACUGAAUUCUGUCACAGUAAAAGAAAAGAGGAAACAUAUUAAGAAAUUUGUCCAAAUGUCUUUGAAGAAGGUUAACAUCCCCAAUGAUUUACGGGAAUCUCUGGCUCAUAACAAAAGUGGAGGGUAUCUAGGUUGGUAAUAGUUACCUCGAGGCCAUGCACCGAGAGCACAGAGAAGCCCAGUGUAAGUAGUGGAAGGAGAGUACUACCCCACAAACAGGCCACUUGCCCGAUCAGUCACCCCCCGCUCAUAUAGGGUAGAGUCUACGGGUCCCACAUCGGCUUCAACAGACACAGACAACAGUAGAAGCAAGUUCUCCAAAACGCAGAGCAACCAGCAAACAAGAAACUGCACGUAUCUAACAAUUUCCAUUGGUUAAAUGUCCCAAAGUAAUUUGAAAAUUAGCCACUAUUGUAACUUGGACCAGCACUAUGCAUUGUGAACUAAUGUUAUGGAGUCUACCAUACUGAAAACUAAACGUGGAUGACAGUGGUGCCUAACCCCGAGAGAGGGCUAGAUUAUACGUCCGAAUCAGUCAAGGCCACUCACGGGAAGUGCUGUAUUUUAACCUCACAUAAUCAAACGCAUUAAUUCGAGUCACAUACAGACGGAUACGCAUUAUAAAGUUUAUUACCAGUCCAGUUAAUGUUUAGUUUCCUUCCAUAACUGUAGCACGUCAUUAAUGUUUCCGUGAUUUAAAAUGCAGUGAACCAAGUCUGCUUGAUUUCUUAGUUUAACCACAGAAUUUACAUGAAAUUUUCAGACUUUUGUAAAGUCUCGCCAGUCCUUUAGACGCAGUAAAAGACUGGUGUCUUGAUCCGGCUAACAUCUCAUCACGGAUUGUACAAUCUCCUCUGCUUUUGCAAACUAAAUCCUCCGUUAUAAUGUAGACUUGUUUAUCUGGCAUCGUUUUUUUUUCAUUUCUGUGACGUCUUCGCCAGAUUUCUCUCCAGGCUAUAUUUCCCACUUCUGAUCGCUGGUGGAAAUGUGCAAUAAAAACAGAAAACGGGGAAAAUUCUAUUCAGGUUCGGCAGCGUUUGUGAGAGAGAAAAACACAUAUAUUGUUUCACAGCAUUUACCCUCUGAUGAAGUGAUAUCGAUCUGAAGAAAUCGCCCUGUUUCCCAUCAACAGAAGCUGACUGACCUCGUGAGCUUUUCCGGCAUGCUCUGUUUUACUGCACCUUGACCUUAUUAAACACAGUCCUAUGAGUUUACAUGCAAGUUGAAAGAGAAGAUAUUAACCAUCGUAUAUACGAGGUGAUGCUAGUGAAACUUAACCAAUUCCAUCAAUAAGGUUUAAAGGGUGUAACUUCUAUCAGUGAUGAAGUAGGACAAGUCACCUACCACGUCCUCACCGACCAUAGUGGGGGCAGCAAAGUGAACCAGACACAAGCGCCUAGCAGCUUGAUGAUUUAUCUGCAACUUUCUCUAUUUCAACGUCCCUGACAUUGACCGGGAAGACAUAAUACUGAGGGAUUAUGUGGUGCAGAAUUUGUUAAGUGUGUCCAGGAUAGUUUUCUGAAGCAAUAUGUAAAUGGCCCUACUGGAGAAGGGAUUGCACUCCAUCUCCUCUCAGGGAAUGGGACUGAACAAGUACUUAACUUGUCGGCGGGGGAGCUCUUUUAGUACCAGUGGACAUAAUUCCAUUGGUCUUAAAAUACUAAUGGAAAAAGAUAGGGCUUGUACACAAGUUAAAGUCCUAAAUUGGAACAAGGCGAGUUUUGAUGGCAUUAGAAAAGAACAUAAUAAGGCUGAUUGGGUGAGAAUGUUCGCAGGUAAAGGGAUAUCUGGCAUGUAGGGGGAUUUUAGAAGUGAGAUGGGAAGAGUUCAAUGCCAAAAUACCUCGAAGGGCUGGCAGAAUUAUGGCAGACGGGAAAAGAGGGAAAUCAGGAUGGCAAAAAGAGGACAAGUGAUAGCUUUGGCAGAUAAGUUAAAGGAGGAUUUUUAAAUAUCCUCUAAGUAUAGAAGGGUAACUAGGGAAAUAAUAGUCCCCCUUAAGGAUCACUGUGGUGGUUUAUGUGUGGAGACACGGGAGUUGAGCGAGAUUUCAAAUCAAUACUUCUAGUCUGUAUUUUCCGUGAAACAAGUGAGUUCAGUGAAGAGAAUGACGAUUUCUUGAAACGAAUUCACUUUAGAAAAGAGGAUGUGAUGACGGUCCUAAAGCAGAUAAAGGUGGGUAAGUAUCCCGGCUUGAACAAGUGUAUUCUAGGACAUUGAGGGAAGCCAGUAAAAAAUUGCUGGAACCCUGGCAAAGACGUUUGUACUUUCGUCAGCCACGGGUAAGAUCCUGGUAGACUGGAGGGUGAAAAUGUUGUGCCUACA
Messenger RNA from Pristis pectinata (smalltooth sawfish), 5474 nucleotides. RefSeq names its product T-cell-specific guanine nucleotide triphosphate-binding protein 2-like. The coding region runs from base 208 to 1419 and encodes 403 amino acids. NCBI's taxonomy places the organism in Eukaryota, Metazoa, Chordata, Chondrichthyes, Rhinopristiformes, Pristidae. Gene Ontology annotation, molecular function: GTP binding. Gene Ontology annotation, cellular component: membrane. The transcript has 3 exons. The record is from RefSeq and is a predicted model, not a curated record.